This is a messenger RNA of Lolium rigidum, 1007 nucleotides long. Its product is annotated as pectin acetylesterase 5-like. The coding region runs from base 4 to 948 and encodes 314 amino acids. Gene Ontology annotation, molecular function: hydrolase activity. NCBI's taxonomy places the organism in Eukaryota, Viridiplantae, Streptophyta, Magnoliopsida, Poales, Poaceae. The record is from RefSeq and is a predicted model, not a curated record. The transcript has 10 exons.
AGAAUGACCGUUUUGGGUUCAUCAGACUUCAUGGAACCGGUCCAGUUCGCCGGCAGUGGGAUCCUAGACAGUGAUCAACAUCUGAAUCCCGAUUUCUACAACUGGAACAAAGUAUACGUGCGGUACUGCGAUGGGGCAUCCUUUUCGGGGGAUGCGGAAGGUCGGGCGCAGGAUGGAAGCAUACUUCACUUCAGAGGAUUGCGCAUCUAUGAAGCAGUCAUUGAUGAACUCAUGGAAAAAGGACUUGCCAAGGCUACACAGGCCCUCCUUACGGGUUGUUCUGCUGGUGGUCUAGCCACGUUGCUGCAUUGCGAUGAUUUUAGUGCAAGAUUUCCUAAGGAGGCUUCGGUUAAAUGCCUUGCUGAUGCUGGGUUUUUUCUUAAUGCAAAGGAUAUAUCCGGAGAAAGGUCCUUUCGGGCUAACUUUGACGGAGUUGUUCAACUCCAGAAUGUUAGAGAAGUGUUAUAUAAGGACUGCCUUGCCAACAAGGAUCCAACCGAGUGUUUCUACCCAGCUGAGCUUAUUAAGAGCAUCCACACAUCCGUGUUUAUUCUCAACUCUGCGUAUGAUCCAUCUCAGAUACGAAACAUUCUUGUACCGGGCUCAUCUGAUCCUGAUAAGUCAUGGUUGAGUUGCAAGGAUAACAUCAAAAAUUGCAAUUCCACACAAAUUCAAAUCCUUCAUGGAUUCAGGAAUGAAAUGGUCAAUGACUUGAAGGUCGUCCAAGAGAAGGAGGAUUGGGGCAUGUUUAUCAAUUCAUGCUUCACUCACUGCCAAGCGCUUUAUGGCAUCUCUUGGAAUUCACCAAUCUCCCCGAAGCUUGGAAAUAAGACCAUUGCAAAGGCGGUUGGAGAUUGGUACUUUGGAAGAAGGCAAGGAGUGAAAUAUAUUGACUGCGAGUACCCAUGCAACCCAACUUGCAGCAGUCUAUUGCCUACACCUCCAUGAUUCAUUACUACAUGGGACCACCUCGAGAUUUACUAUGUAAAGAUUCAAGGAUGAAGGAA